ACCCUACCUACCCUUUUCUCCCUUCAUCCCUUCGAAUAUCCCUGCUUUGAGUUCGCUCACGCAAACAUCUGGAGCAACUGACCCGACGCCUGCAGAAGCUCGGUUCAAUGCCCCAUUCUGCAUCUCGAGAUCCGUUUCAGCCUGCGACUCAGGCGCCUUGAGCGCAGCGCAGCAAAGUGACGAAGGCCAAAGCACUGCCAAAGGUUGAAAAUUGAAAACAAACACCGACAGACUUCCUUCGAAGGCGUCGCUCACGUUCGGCUUGGCUCAAGAUUCAAGUGUGCGGUAAGAUCUCUGCGCGAUCCAGGCCCGAGAUCUCGACGACGCUCAUACCUGCUCAACGUUUGCCAACCAUGUCGGACGACAAGGUCGACGUCGAGGGCGGGAAGCCAAAACAAAUACCGCAUUUGCGACAAGUCCUUGAUCAAUCUGGUGUCACUCCAGACGUCGAGAACUGGCAUUAUGAGGGCUCUGGCACCGAAGACCACCCUUACGUCGUCGUCUGGAUUGAUCAAGACCCAAGAAACCCGAUGCUUUACUCCGAAUUGAAGAAAUGGAGCUUGACAAUGCUGGUCGCGAUGGCUACUUUGGCCGUCGCAUUUGUGUCAUCUGCCUUCUCUGGAGGCACCCGAGAAAUUAUUCGAGACUUCGGAGCCAGCCAGGAAGUCGUCACUUUAGGAGUGUCACUCUUCGUGUUGGGCUUCGCCAUUGGACCUCUAUUGUGGGCACCACUGUCUGAGCUCUUUGGACGACAGUAUCUAUACAUCGGAACUUACCUUGGUCUGACAGCAUUCAAUGCCGGAGCGGCUGGAUCUCAGAAUAUCUGGACGCUGAUCAUCUUGCGAUUCUUCGCGGGAGCCAUUGGCUCGAGCCCACUGACGAACGCCGGAGGUGUGAUUGCCGAUAUGUUUCCAGCUCGCGAACGUGGUCUAGCGAUGAGUUUGUUUGCCACAGCGCCGUUCAUGGGACCAGUCAUUGGGCCAAUCGCGAGCUUCGUCGGAGAGACAAUAGGUUGGCGCUGGAUUCAAGGCGUGAUGGCAAUCUUCACAGGCGUCCUCUGGCUGAUUGGCACAAUUGCCAUUCCUGAGACAUAUUCACCCGUCAUCCUUCGCCAACGGGCCAAGAAGCUCAGCAAGCUUACCGGAAAGGUAUACAGAAGUCGUGGUGACAUCGAGCAAGGCCAUACGACCAUUCUAGAGGUGUUCAAGACUUCGCUUUCACGACCCUGGAUCCUCCUCUUCCGCGAGCCCAUUGUAUUCCUGCUUUCCGUGUACAUGGCCAUCAUUUACGGCACACUCUACAUGUGCUUUGGAGCUUUCCCGAUUGUAUACCAGCAGUACAGAGGUUGGUCGCCAGGCAUCGGUGGUCUCGCUUUCCUUGGCGUGGCUGUGGGAAUGCUGAUAGCUGUCGCAUACAGCGUUUGGGACAAUAAACGCUAUGCAAAGAUCAGCGACGAAUACCAAGGAUUUGCGCCUCCAGAGUCUCGCCUCCCGUUGUGUAUGGUUGGCUCAAUAGCCGUUCCGAUUGGGCUGUUCUGGUUCGCCUGGACUAAUUAUCCAAGUAUACACUGGAUUGUCUCGAUCAUGGCUGGAGCGCCUUUCGGUUUCGGCAUGGUCUUGAUCUUUUUAGGGAUCAUGAACUAUCUUAUUGACUCCUACACCAUCUUCGCUGCGUCGGUCCUCGCGGCGAAUUCGGUCUUGCGGUCGUUAUUUGGUGCCGCCUUCCCACUUUUCACGAGCCAGAUGUUCGCGAACCUUGGAAUCCACUGGGCUGCAUCGAUUCCUGCCUUACUGGCGCUCAUCUGUGUUCCGUUUCCAUUUCUAUUCUGGAAAUUUGGCGCCCGCAUAAGAACCAAAUGCAAGUACGCAGCUCAGAGCGAAUCCUUCAUGCGACAGAUGAUGAACCAGACAUUAUCGAAGCCACAGGAAGACGAAAAUGCAGAUCCUUUCUCCGAGGGUGAGACCACAGCAGCAGAGAACACAGAUACGGACGAGAAGCCCCAGGAUUCUGAGUCUCCCGUCGAGGGCAAGGAGUCCCGUCGACGGAGCAGGCGCGAGGAGGAAGAAGAAGAGGCGCGAAGAGAAUCCAUCAUUGAGUCUGAAAUCGGAGAAGAUGAUGAGCCUCGCUUUGCUCCAAUCACAGCGAGCAAGUCUCGGACCGCUCAACCUGAGACGAGCUACGAACUUUCACCUUUCGAUCUUGACCGGGUCAAUACUCGGGAGAGCUUCAAGAGAAGCGCGAGUCGCAGCAGAGCGAAUAGUCGAUCGAGCUCAAAGAGUCGGAGGUAGACGACAUGGUCAGCGUUUGAUGUUUUGAUAAUUAGCGAGCGAGGAGUUCUGGCACGACGAGGAGGUCCUUGCAGUGAUACGAACAUGCCAUAAAAUGUACAGCGUAGUAUUUAAUCACAAUAGCAUCUGACGCUUGGCGCACUUGG
Messenger RNA from Pseudocercospora fijiensis CIRAD86, 2434 nucleotides. RefSeq lists its product as uncharacterized. NCBI's taxonomy places the organism in Eukaryota, Fungi, Ascomycota, Dothideomycetes, Mycosphaerellales, Mycosphaerellaceae. The transcript has 4 exons. Gene Ontology annotation, biological process: transmembrane transport. The coding region runs from base 354 to 2288 and encodes 644 amino acids. The record is from RefSeq and is a predicted model, not a curated record. Gene Ontology annotation, molecular function: transmembrane transporter activity.